Messenger RNA from Balaenoptera musculus (blue whale), 2085 nucleotides. It is a transcript of the gene C8H11orf42, whose product is annotated as chromosome 8 C11orf42 homolog. Lineage: Eukaryota; Metazoa; Chordata; Mammalia; Artiodactyla; Balaenopteridae. The coding region runs from base 907 to 1908 and encodes 333 amino acids. The transcript has 3 exons. The record is from RefSeq and is a predicted model, not a curated record.
UGAAAACCACACAUAGAUUAGGGCCAUAAAGGAAGAGUACCCACUAGAUACAAAGCAGCCUUGGAAAGGAAGUAGAGGAUAAAGAAAAAUUUCCUUAAAUUUAGCUGGGUAAUUUUGGCUUCCUGAAAGUUCUCUCCAGUUACUAAGGCAACAUUAUCCCAAUUCGAUUCUUAUCCUCCACAUUGUCACCACUCAGCAUGGCACCCUCCUACACACACCUGGUUCUCAUUGCAAUUGUAACCCACUCAUUAAUAAUGAGUUUCAACCUAGGCUGCACAUGAGAAUUGCCUGGGGAGCUUUUAGAAAUCCUGAUGCCCAGGCAUACUCCAGACCAAUUAAACCAGAAUUUCUGGGAGUAGGAUCCAAGUACCAGUAAUUUUUAAAGCUUCCAGGUAAUUCCAAAGUAUGGCCGAGGUUGAGCGCCACUGCUUUGUUCUCAGUUUAAGUCCUGAUCUAUGCUUCUCCCAUGUCCUUCAGGACCCCAAUCCAACCUCACAAAGAAGUCAUCUGCAACUGACAAGAUAGCAUAGCAAAUUGCUUAAAGGAGGAAAGGCUUGAUACUGUUUCCUUAAAGAAUUCAGACCAAGAACUACACACACACACACACACACACACACAUACACACACACAGAGACAUAUACAAACACACCCUAAUGGAUACCUGCAUCUACCUCCCCUAAAGCAUGAGAAUGAAUAGGUGACUAAAGAGUAUGGACUCAGGCUGUGGGUACAGUGAGGCUAUGAAAGCGACUGCCCUCCCCCCACCCAAGGCCCCAACACCCAGCAGGACCUCUAUGACCUCAUGCUGUAGUAGGUCAGAGUCCAGGGCCUGGGGCCUCACCUCCAUGGGCAGCUUGGGGUUUCUGCAGCAGCUACUGCCCUGCCUAACCCCUCCCACACCCCAUCAUGUUGGUUGGUACCCCUCACCUGCUGACACUGGAUGAAGCUGAUGCUACCUGGACCCUCAUCAAAGAUAAGGUUAUAGAGGAGCGCUUUGGGCCCAAUGUAGUGGCAGUACCUUUCCUGUCGGAUGCAGCCUGCUUUGACCUACUGGGUGUGCUAGUGAAACAGCCCCGCCCAGCCCACACCCGCCUGGCUCUGCCAGGACGGCAGGGCCGGCGGGCACUACAACCAGUGGGGCCACUACCGAACCUCCUGGAGCAGGCAGGCUCUGAAGGUGCCUUUGCCCACUGCACUAGAGAAUACUCACCAAAUGGCCGGGCAGAGACAGCCUAUGAAGAAGUGCGACUGUUGGAUGGGCAGCCCUGCCAGAUCCGCUUACGUAUGGGUGGCCUGCGCAAGAAGGUGGCCUUCCUGCUGCUGCCACCAGGGCAGGUGAGCCUACAGCAGACUCUUCCCUGGCUCCGAAACACCCACAGCAUCUACAUCAUCUACCAGGUCUUCUCCUGUUCCUGGCUACAGCUGGGGCUGCUGCCUACAGCCCGUGAGCCCCAACUGCUCUGGUUACAGCGGUCACUGCCUAUUGCCUUCUCCUGCCUCAAGUUUUCACUGCAGCCCAAGGGAGUGCUGGGACCACAGAAGCCCCUGAUCAAAGACCCACUGCCCCAUGGGGCCAGUUGGGUCAGACCCGACCUCAGCAUCAUGCCACCUCCGGCCCCCACGUCAGCCCCUGCUGAUGUCCCCGAAGCUGCUGAUGUGCCCUCACCUGGCCCAGCCCCACCUUCACCACCUCCCCAGGAAGGGCCAGAGGGCAGACCACCCAGAUUCUCCUACAAGGGCCGAAACCCCUUCCGAAGGGGGCCCCAGAUGCUGUCAGAGAACUGGCUCUUCAGCCCCCGAAGCCCCGCACCAGGAGCCCAGGGUGGGGGACCCGGGGACCCCGAGCGGCACUCCAUGUCCCUGCCCCUGCUGCAGGGUCUGUCCUCGGAGUUCGACAGCGACGAAUAAAGCUGAGGCGAGAGAUGCAGGGGGCCAGGCCCCCAAGACCUGACAUAGGGACACUGGUCCCCAAUAAACAUCAGCUGCUGCUCCCCCACACCAUCCUGGGCCCGUGGUGCUUCUUCCUGUAGGAGUCUGGAGGAGGAAAGUCCCAACCUUUUUCCCCAGGCUUCAUGUCCCCUCACC